Cannabis sativa is the source of this 2912-nucleotide messenger RNA. RefSeq lists its product as uncharacterized. The coding region runs from base 2035 to 2700 and encodes 221 amino acids. Lineage: Eukaryota; Viridiplantae; Streptophyta; Magnoliopsida; Rosales; Cannabaceae. Gene Ontology annotation, biological process: proteolysis. Gene Ontology annotation, molecular function: cysteine-type peptidase activity. The transcript is spliced from 6 exons. The record is from RefSeq and is a predicted model, not a curated record.
UCUAAAUAUGAAUUCAUUCAUAUAUUCUGAGAAAAUAUGUUACAGUGGCUCUUUAUUUUAUUUUCCUUUUGGGUUCUUAUUUAUUGGAAUGAUAUACUGAGAAAAUGCUGAGAACACAAUUGACAUAACAAUAACAUGGUAUAUAUGCUCUAUUUUCAUCAUCAAUGGAUAAUUUCUCAUUUUGUUGAGAGUUUUUAAUCUAAAAUUAGGGCUUUCUGAAUGUUAGAAAUUUAGAUUGAGAGUUUUUAAUCCAAAAUUAGGGCUUUCUGAAUGUUAGAAAUUCUUCUUCUUUAGAUUCCAAAGCUAAAAAGAUUAAAAAAUUUGGUUAGCAACUCUAAGAAAAACAUCAAAACCAUACCAUAUUAAAAAAUAUUUUACCCUACUUACAACUUCUUUGGUGGUCUUCGUUAUCCUUUCCAACACUGAUGAGUUUAAGUUUCUUCUGCAAAUACAGAAGGAAUCCUUGCCAAAAAAAUAAAAUUGUGAGCUGGUAUUUACAAAUUUUGUGGAAGAAUUGCGUAUAACUUAUUCCUGCAAACCAUAGUUAGUAAUAAAAGAAAAUAGGAUAUUUUUUUUAUGCUAUAAAGUUAUAUAGGUAGUAAGUUGGCUGGUAAUAAUUGUGUCUCCAAUUCUAAUGCCGCCAUUCUAGAGGCUGAUGAUGAUGAAGAGCUUCUGGAAAGAGUAAAAAAGGAUAGAAAGAAGAGAAUUGAGAGACAAGGAGUUCUCAGCUCAUCUAACAAAGAAACAGGGAAAUAGCUCAAAAAGUUGUAUUUCAAUCAUGUGAGUUAUGAUUCUAUUCCUUUUGCUGGAACAAUCAUCAGAGCAAUACAGGUAAACAUAUAAUUCUAAGAUUUACAGUACUUUGUUUGUACUCUUUUCCCCUUCAUUUAUAUUAAGAAGCUUCAACGUUAAUUCUGAGGCUUACAAGACUUUGUUUGUAAUUGUAGUCCUUUCACCUUUAUUAAAUUUAAUAACCUUGAACUUAUCUUCCUGACAUUCAUUGUAGAGAUCUUUCCAAAAAUCUGCUUUUGUUGUUUCCAUACUCUUUAUCUUGAAUAUAAUGUCAAAACAAUUUUAUUAUCUCUAUAUAUCUUAAAGUGAGAGCUUAGUUCAUGAUUUGCAAGUCUGCAUAUUCGAUUAUUUAAAAUUAAUCUUAUUGUUCAGUGUGGUCCUUCUUCUGUUUUGAACAAAGUAUUGUUCUUUGUUCUUUUUUUAUAUAUAAAAUUUUCUAGUGGCUUUGAGAAAUGUAUGGAGAGGCAGGGCUUUUGUUCCCUUGUUUCCAGAAUUUCUCUCAAGAACUUAGGCAAUAUGAUGAAUUUUGCAGAACUUAAUUUUGUUUAGUUUGACUAUUCUGAAGUUGGUUUUAGCUUGUUUUCUAGUGAAGUUGAUCAUCAUGGGAGUAAAGAAAUUGUUUCAUUGUUUACUUGAAAGCUCAAAUCUUUUUUUCAACUUUUUAAGUUUAGUUUUUUCAUAAUUCAAAGAUUGGGUGUUUGGAUUUAAGUAUGUCUUGCAUGUGUUUGAUGAUAUGCUCGUUUGUACAAAAAUGAAAAAACAAAAAGCUUUUGUUUUGUGGCAUUACAUUUGCAAUAUAACACUCAUAUUGUGAUACAAGCUUCUUAAUUAUGUGAGGUGGAGCUUGUUGUUUCUCUUGAUUGCCAAGGAACAGAAUAAUAAAUCUGAGAAAAUUAUUAUUAUUAUUACUAAAAAAAAAAAGAAAAUUGGGUCAAACCGCAUAUACUGAAAAGAAAAAAAAAAAGAAUAGGCCCCAUGUGAGAUAUCCCACUAAGGUCCCAACAUACACUUAAAAAGAAGGGUCUCUCAUUGAUUUUAUAAGAAAGGGCUAGGGUAGUCCCCCUUUUCAUAAAUAUUUAAAUUCAUUUAUAUAUCAUCAAAUUAAUAUAUAUGCAAUGGCUAUGGCUCUCCUAAUAACACUACUCCCUUAUGAUAGAUCAAGGGCUAGGGUAGUCCCCCUUUUCAUAAAUAUUGUCAGGACUUUCAGAGAUUGUGAAGAAUUGGCCUGCUAAGAAAUCAAAGAUGUACUAUAUUAAACCGGAAGUGUUCGGAGGAGAAGGCCAAGAGUGUUGGAUCAGCGCUGACGAGGUGGAAGAUGUGUGCGAGCUCCAUAUGAUUGGAAAUACUGUUAUGUCUCUUUGGUGCAGUUAUUUGCAAGAACACACACUUAAUCUUGGUGGGUUGAGGAAUACAUAUGCAUUUAAUAAUCCUGCUUCAGUAUCAACUGAAGCUGGUAAACUCAAACAACGUUCAGAGAAUCUAUGUCAGCGAAUGAUGGGUAUGCAACCUGAACAAUGGUUGAUAUGUCCGUGGAAUUCAGGUGAUAACUGGUUGACAAUUAUGAUUCAUGCCAAUACUCAAAGUGUUGCAUAUCUUGACUCGACGAAUGACUUUAUCCGAACUGAUAUUAUGAAAUGUAUCCAAAAUGCUGUGGACAUGUACAGGAUCGAAAAAAAUAUACGAAACAAGGGUCCAGUAAAAAUCAACCAAUACACGUGUCGACAGCAGCCUGAUGGAGUACUAUGUGGUUAUUAUGUUAUGAAGAUUAUUCAGAGUUUCAUGACGGUUGUUAAUCCUGCAAGUUUUUUGAAAAAUCAUUUCAAGUUAGACGCUCCCUAUAGUAACGAGGAGAUCAAUGCCGUACGGGAUGAGUUUGCCGAAUUUGUGAAGCCAUUGAUUAUAGAUUAAGUACUUAAGGUUACUACACUUUUGAUAUAAUACAUGAGUAACAAGUUUUAUGAUUAUUGUUAUCUUUCGCAUAUAUUAUUAGUUUAUAUUUAGUUUACGAUAUACAUGGAAUUUAAGUUUUAGAAUCGAUUUUAUUAACAAUUUUGGUAUUGUGUGAUUAGUUAAUAGAAUCGAUUACUAAUUUAAUAUAAGUUUUAAAAAUGUUAUUUUAA